Clonostachys rhizophaga is the source of this 306-nucleotide messenger RNA. Lineage: Eukaryota; Fungi; Ascomycota; Sordariomycetes; Hypocreales; Bionectriaceae. The record is from the annotation of a GenBank genome assembly.
AUCACCGAUGCCAGCCUGCGCGAAACCAUCACCCAGCGCCUUCAAGCGAUCCAUGUCGAGGUGACGGACAUGUCAGGUGGCUGCGGCCAAGCGUUCACAACCCUGAUUGUAUCACCGCAGUUCCAAGGCCUCAACUCUCUGAAGCGCCACCGCCUCGUCAACGGCGCGCUCAAGGAGGAGAUCGCCAGCAUCCACGCCUGGACGGCCAAGUGCAAGACGCCGGAGGAAUGGGAGCGAGAUCAGGGCCAGGAUGCGCCGUCCCUGGAUGGUACGGUGGGAGGCCAGGUCCAGGGCACGGCGCAGUAA